CUUGUCUGCAGGAGCGUCGCGCGCUUACCGCGGGUUUGAGCAGCAGCACCUUUGAUGUGGGGAGCGUGAACACAAACGGGGGUGUGGUUUUUAUCAAUAACCACACCAGCUUACAAUAAAAUCAAAAUACUGCAAACCAGUCCGACGCAGAGAGGCGUUUUCCAUCAGAAACAGGGGGUCGGUUUUCUGAAAUAUAUUCGUCAGAAGAGAAGGUUUCUUGUGCUGUGUUGCGAUAAUGAAUAUGUGUGGACGGCGAUUCUCCUGUCGAGGCUUUCAGGCGCAUACAGUUGAUCGAUGAUGAAGAGAAGGAGAAAGAGAAGUUCUCACUGAACUGCUAUUUUAUUGUAAAAUAUGGGGUGGAUUAUACAGAUGGUCAUUUUCAUGGGAAUUUGGAAAAACUCAAACGAACCUCUAACAUGUAAGACUCCCUGCAGCGCGGUGUAUAGAUCUCCGCUUACAUAAGGGCGCUUUGUGUGAAACUGCAGGCGAACGGAAAUUCGGCCGUUCAACGCCGUCACUCUAUGUUAGUGGAUAUAACAUCAGUUGAUCACCUGUUAGACAGAGGUGGACCCAAGGCUGAGAACACAGAGCAAACAGGACAUCUCUCUUGACAUCAAAUAGUUUCUUUCUUGCUUACAUGGAUGAAUUGUAGCCUGAUGGAACCGAGAAUAUAUAAACACAAAAUCUCAAUCUUGUGCUGGGACAUUUCAAGCAAUGCUGGCUUUGAAAGAGCACUUACCCAAUAAUUAACAUCUGUCAGUCAUUCCUGGGGCUCAGUGUGAUUCCUUAAGCACUACUGUCAGCAAAGAAGGAAAGUUUCUGACAAAUUACAUUUCUGGAAGCACUGAGCGACAUACAAUGAACAACUCUCUGCAAGACAGAAAUAUGUUCACAGUACAAGCAGAUGUUAUAUUUCAUGCUGCAAACCCAGACUCUCCAGAACCAUCUAUCCCUAUUGAAGGGAACAAUAAUGUCCCCAGUAUGGAAAUGCUGCAGGAUCUCCAGGGUCCUUGGGAUACGUCAGAAACGGGAGGUCUGGUUGACAGCAGAAAUUUGGGACACUGUGGUGCUGUAACAGGUGCAGAAUACACACAAGAUGCUGUCUCUAGUGACAGUGGAUUUCAGGAGCAUAUUCAGCCCCUGGACUCAUCUAGAGCACAAAAUUUGGACAUCAGUGUGAGUGAAACUUCAGGUCAAGGGAAUAUUAAGGAAGAAACAAAUGGAACAAAGGUAGCUUGCGGUCUGUUUAUACCGGAGAACAAGGAGGAAAUCAACAAAUCAUCCAAUGUUCUCAGAGAAGGUGAGGUUGUUCAGAGCCAUUUUGACAUAAAAAAUGUCUCCCCCAUGUUAGAGGACAGAAAUCAUUCCUUUUCAGGCUCCCAGGAAACCAGGUCACUUGAGCAAACGCUAGGUUACUUUAUAAGUUCCUCUAAAGGAGCUGAUCAAACUCACUACAGAACAUUGCAUGGACAGACUGGGUUGGAAUCAAGCCAAGGGCUAAAGCACAGUGGAUCUGUUGUAAGGGAGGCUCUCUCUGUGAAAAAAGAGCCGGAUUUAGUCAUAGAAGUGGGUGGACAGAAAAUUCAAGCACACAAGUCAGUAUUAGCUGAGAAAAGUGAUUAUUUUAAAGCCAGGCUUUCUCGAGACAUACUAAAGGUAAAAGGAAUGAGCUACAAGACCUUAUCUGUGCUUGUAGACUAUGUUUACUCCUCUCAGAUGAAUGUAGCCAAAGACAAUGUUGUGGAUGUCAUCACAGGGGCAAAGAUUCUGCAAAUGCCCUGUGCGGUACAGGCUGCUAUCGACACCAUAUCCACACAGGUCACUCCAGAAAACUGCUAUGAAAUUCUAACGAUUGCCAAAAAGCAACGAUUAAAUGAACUUAAAGAAAUAGCUUAUCGAUUCAUGAGCGACAACUUCCUCCAGGUUCUGAAAGACCCGGCAGUUUACGGGCGUCUUACAGGCUCAGAGAGAGAUUUGAUCCUGCGCAAACGGAUGGAGAGCCGCAAAUGUCUGAUGGUGGCAGAAAUGAAUGAUGUUUUUGAGCGAGUGGGAAGUCGACCACCCAGCAGAAACAGCAGCCGUCCCCAGAGCCCCCUCUCCAUCACAUCCUUUGAGGACAAUCACAUGAUCUAUUACUACAACAAGAGUAGUAAGGACUGGCACACCCUGACCAUCAUGCCCGAUGACAUCAACACCAAGGGCUGUGGUAUCUGUACAAUGUACAACUACUUGUUUGUGGCUGGUGGGAUCAGAGGGGUUGGAGAGAAAAGCAAAGUCUUAGACAAAGUUUUCUGCUACAAUCCAAUCACGGAUCGCUGGAGUGAGGUCCGACCCAUGAACCAAGCAAGAUCGCAACUCAAACUCGUCUCCAUGGACGGAUACCUUUAUGCCAUUGGUGGUGAAUGUCUGUUCACGGUUGAGAAGUAUGAUCCUCGCAUGGACCGCUGGACUGCAGUGGCUCCUCUACCUAAAGGAGCGUUUGCAGUGGCUCAUGAAGCCACCACCUGUAACGGAGAACUGUAUGUCUCGGGAGGGUCUCUGUUUUAUCGGCUGCUGAAAUAUGACCCCAAGAGAGAUGAAUGGCAGGAGUGUCCUUACAACAACAGUAGGAAAAAAUCCACUGACAUGGUGGCUCUUAAGAGCUUUAUCUAUCGGUUUGACGUUAACCGUGAACAGGGAAUCAGCGUCUUUAAAUACAACACCAUUGUAAAGAUGUGGCAUGAUUGUGCCUCCCAACAGCAGGGUUGCACACUACCGUUUCGAUGUGCCGUCAUCGAUAACUGCAUUUUCUGUGUGAAUAAAUCUCAGACACUUCAAUUCAUAGUGGAGGAGGAUGGAGGUCGAUUCAAAGAAGAGACUCUGAAAGCACCUGUGGAGGCUAAAGGGAUCUUAUUCCCAUUCAUUCUCAGCUUGCCUGAGAGAGGUGGAAGAAUUGUGUGAGUUGGUAAUUUUAUCCUUUGGAUGACUCUUCAGAGUCACUCCAGACCUGGUGAAAGAGAAUGCCUGAUCAAUUUAUAUACAUUUUAGCUUUCCCAAAAUGUUCAAGGCGCCUGCACAUAGUGCUUAAAAAUGGAAUGUGUUUUCUUUGCAUGGUUAGAAAAAGAUUUUAUGUGGUGCGCCUUAAUAUCCAACCCCACUUUCCCUUUAGGGACAUGAAGAAAUGAAUAGACAGCAUAUAGCUCAUUUGUGCAGUCUCUUGGUUUGCUUUGUGCACUUUUUUUAUCUGAUAGUACUUGUGGUUGGACUUUGCCGUUGAAAUUAGCAAAAAAGAAUAUCCAUUCGCAAAUGAACAACUGAAGCACAUGAUGAAAUAAUGUGACCCUGUUUCCUAGCAACAGAUUCUAUGCAUACAGAUUUUGAUUAAAAUAAUAGAAAUUAUACAUUUUUGAGCCAUAUUUAUAAGCCUACAAGAGAAGGGGCCAAUAAACAAAAAAAAUGGCAUAAAGCAGAUAAAGACAUUACUUUAGCUGACAUUAGGGAAACAUUAAGAGCACAAAGCACUUGACUUUAGUACCUGCUGCUGUUUCCAGCUACUCAAAUAUUACUGGAUCACCAGGUGUGUAUGGGAGAGGAAUUAUGUGAAGAGUAUAGUACACAGCACACUCAGUAGUUUACCUCGGCGACCCUUUGGGAUAAGAUUUUGUUAGCACUUUUAUUAGGGAGUGUCCAGGAGGGUCUGAUCCUUUGAAUUCAUCUCUGAAUCAUUGCCAAAAUGUCUGAUAUUGUGGGCACAUUCUCACAAGCAAUACAUCAUUUGAAGGCAAUAUGUCAAUCAUCAAUAUGUCUUAGGAUUUCUGAACAUACUGUCAAGCCUGCAAUUAAAGACUACACGUACAAUACAGCGAGUGAAAAAACAUCCCUGAGAAAUACUUGCUCUCAUGGUUGAGACAUUUCAAGAAAACAUUUAAGAAAAACUAUGUAUUAUCACAUUCAUUCAUAUUGUGUCCAUAGCAUGUAAUAAGGCAUCAUAAUAUUAUUGCAGCUUUAUAACUUGGAUGUGGUGUUUUGUGUUGACUUGGGAGUAUUUUACAGAGAUAAAAUUUAGUUCACGUUUCAGUUUCCCCCAGACAUUUCUGAACAGACGUUUCUGGAGUAUUUGAGAUUAAGUCAUGAUAAUUUGAAGUGGAUUCUAUAAAACUUCAAUUUGAUGUAAUUCUGUUGAAAUGUUGAAGAGGGGGAUUUUAAUAUGAGCAUGAAUGCUUUACUGACUUUAUCUCUGAUGCUGUGCUUUAUUCACUUUAAACAAUGCUGAAAAUCACAUAAGACACCAUUCCAGUAAACAUCUCUGAGGUCACAGAUUAAUUUGAAAUUUGUAUUGGUUCCCUUUCUCUACAGUAUCUAUAUGGGAACUUAAGUUUUUUUUAAAAGUUGUGCCUGAUUGCCUCAUACCAAGAGGUUCCCAUUUCUUUCACAAGAGAUUAGGAUGCUGCUGACAUGGCAACCAAAGUGUCUAUGACUGAUCAUAUGGAUGUGUGGGUGGGGCAUUGCUUACUGUAUUUGGUUGCUGAUGUGUAUAAGGCUAAUCUGCUAUUGAAACAAAUGGCUUGAUGGCUUUACAUUUUAUGUGGCUCUAUGUCAGUUUAACAUCGAACAAACUAAUGUUUCUGUUAACAAUAAAAGUUUUUGAGUUUCUUUGGUCAUUUAAGUUA
Messenger RNA from Xyrauchen texanus (razorback sucker), 4649 nucleotides. Its product is annotated as kelch repeat and BTB domain-containing protein 11-like. Bases 859 to 2940 code for a protein of 693 amino acids. The record is from RefSeq and is a predicted model, not a curated record. The transcript has 3 exons. NCBI's taxonomy places the organism in Eukaryota, Metazoa, Chordata, Actinopteri, Cypriniformes, Catostomidae. Gene Ontology annotation, molecular function: protein binding.